AUGGCGCCAUUGAUCAUUUACGGCGCAACAGGAUACACUGGUCGACUGGCCAGUGAGAAUGCCAAAGGCCUCAAUCUGGACUUCUCGAUUGCAGGCAGAACAAACCAGAAGCUCCGAAUGUUGGCAUCUUCACUUGAUGUCCCCUAUUCGGUUUUCGAUGUGAACAGCCCUGGUCCGAUCGACUCCGCAUUGAGAGAUGCCUCUGUUCUGCUCAAUUGCGCCGGACCGUUUAUGCGCACAGCCAAACCGCUCAUGGAGGCAUGCAUACGAAAUAACGUGCACUACCUCGAUAUUUCCGCAGAGCUGGAGAGCUACCAACAAGUAUACAGCCUGGACGAAGACGCAAAGAAUGCCCAAGUCAUGCUUCUACCCGGCUGCGGCGGGAGCGUUGCAAUGCUAGGUUGCCUGGCGGCUCAUGCUGUCGAGGCUAUCCAGAGUCCCAUCACAAUCGACAUCGCCUUACACGUCGCCGGUACCAUGUCCCGCGGCUCAGCAAUUAGUGCAGCCGAGAACAUCACAGGGGAGUGCCUCCAGGUUGUCAAUAGCACAUUCGCGCCAAAGGAUGCGGGCGAAACCAGAGAAUUCAAUUUCGACGAUGGCACCGGAUAUGUCACUCCGUUUCCGGUGACAUUGCCAGAUCUUCUUACCCUGCAGCUGUCUGCGAAUGCCCCCAACAUCAGAACAUACGUUCACGCCAGCGGUGCCAGCUUCCCAACCGGGGAUCUUCAGUCAUUGCGUCUGGGCCCAACGGAGGCCGAGAGGGAAGCAUCGCCAUAUAGCGCAGCGGUCACCGUCACGUCCGAAGACGACAUUCCGCGAACUGCCGUCCUCCACACAGUAAAUGGAUAUACCUUCACAGCGAUGGCGUCCGUACAGGCUGCAAGGCGAGUCCUAGAUCAUCAGGUCAUGCUCAAGGUCGGCUUUCAGACGCCUGUCCAGGUAUUCGGUAAACGGUUUAUUCAUUCUGUGCCAGGAUCUGAGAUUCGGGGACCCUAUCCUAAAUGA
Aspergillus puulaauensis is the source of this 1005-nucleotide messenger RNA. RefSeq names its product saccharopine dehydrogenase family protein. The record is from RefSeq and is a predicted model, not a curated record. NCBI's taxonomy places the organism in Eukaryota, Fungi, Ascomycota, Eurotiomycetes, Eurotiales, Aspergillaceae. The transcript has a single exon. Bases 1 to 1005 code for a protein of 334 amino acids.